UUUAUCUUUAAUGAGCAGGUUCACAUCAAUGUUGCAGUCAUGUUCAUGUCUUCGACAAGGUUAUCAAAUCCAUACACAAAUCAUUGUUCAUGGAAUGAGUGAUCACAAUGAUAUGGGUUCAAGAAUAUUGGGUAUGUAUGUACGUUGUAAAAGUUUCAGCGAUGCUAAAAAUGUGUUUUUUAGGAUUGAUUUGGGGUAUACUUCUCCUUGGAAUUGGAUGAUUAGAGGGUUUACUACGAUGGGUUUUUAUAAUAAUGCAUUAUUGUUCUAUUUCAAGAUGUUGGGGUGUGGGAUUUCACCUGAUAAAUAUACAUUUCCUUAUGUAGUUAAGGCUUGUAGUAAUUUAAAUUCUUUGAGUUUAGGUAGAUUGAUUCAUGAAUCUGUUGUUUCUACUGGGUUUGAGAUGGAUGUCUUUGUGGGUAGUUCUUUGAUUAAAUUGUAUGCUGAGAAUGGCGCGAUAUUGGAUGCACAUGAGUUGUUUGAGAAACUGCCUGUUAAAGAUUCUGUUUUGUGGAAUGUGAUGAUUAAUGGGUAUGUGAAAAAUGGGGAUUUGAAGAGAGCUAUGGAAGUGUUUAUGCAAAUGAGGUAUACGGAAAUAAUGCCUAAUUAUGUAACAUUUGUUUGUGUUCUGUCUAUUUGUGCGUCUGAAAUGGGUAGAGUGCUUCACGGACUUGCUAUUAGUUGUGGAGUGGAUUCAGAGUCACCUGUUGCAAACACAUUAUUGGCGAUGUAUUCAAAGUCUGGCUGUUUAUAUGAAGCUCGUAAGAUAUUUGAUAUGACACCUCGGACUGAUCUAGUUACAUGGAAUGGGAUGGUUGCAGGGUAUGUGCAAAAUGGGUCUUUGGUUGAGGCUUGUGAUUUGUUCCGUGAAAUGUUAUCUGCUGGUGUUAAACCAGAUUCUAUCACAUUUUCGAGUUUUCUUCCUUCGGUUUCUGACUUGGUGGAUUUGAAGCAAGGUAAGGAAAUUCAUGGUUAUAUUGUAAGGCAUGGUGUGGUUAUGGAUGCAUUCUUGAAGACUGCACUGAUCGAUAUAUACUUCAAAUGCAGGGAAAUAGAGAUGGCAUGCAAUGUUUUCAACCAGACAAAGACAGUGGAUGCUGUUAUUUACACGGCUAUGAUUUCAGGAUUUGUGCUUCACGGAAUGUAUAGUGAUGCUUUACGAACUUUUCAGCGGUUGCUUCACGCACAAAUGAGGCCCACGUCAGUCACUCUAGCAAGUGUUUUGCCAGCUUUGUCUGGCUUGGCUUCUCUUAGGUUGGGGAAGGAGCUUCAUGGUUACAUUCUUAAGUAUGGGCAUGAGGGAGGAGGUUAUGUUGGAAGUUCCCUAACUGAUAUGUAUGCAAAAUGCGGAAGACUGGAUCUUGCUAAUAGCGUUUUUCAUAGAAUGCCUGUGAGAGAUGUUGUGGCUUGGAAUUCGAUGAUUUCGAGCUGUUCGCAGAAUGGGAAACCAGAAGAAGCCAUCACUCUGUUCCGUGAUAUGGGAUUGAAGGGAGAAAAUUAUAAUUGUGCCACGAUUUCAGCUGCACUUUCUGCAUGUUCAAAUUUACCCGCACUUCAUUAUGGGAAAGAAAUCCAUGGUUUUAUGAUGAAAGGUUCCUUUAGAACUGAUCUCUUUGCGGAGAGUGCUCUAGUAGACAUGUAUAGUAAAUGUGGAGACUUGAAGCUUGCGCGUAGAGUCUUUGACUUGAUGGAGUGGAAGAACGAAGUCUCGUGGAAUAGCAUUAUUGCUGCUUAUGGUACACAUGGACGGGUUAAAGAAGCGCAACUUUUGUACCAAGCUAUGUUAGAGAAAGGAUUUCAACCUGAUCAUAUAACUUUUCUUGCCAUGAUCUCUGCUUGUAGUCAUGCAGGACUUAUUGAUGAAGGUAUAAAUUACUUCCGCUCUAUGACCGAAAACUAUGAAAUUAGAGCUCGAAUGGAGCAUUACGCAUGCAUGGUUGAUUUGUUAGGGCGUGCUGGACGCCUAGAUGAAGCACUAAACAUUAUUACAAGCAUGACCUUUGAAGCAGAUGCAGGUAUUUGGGGGGCAUUACUGGGAGCGAGUCGAAAUCAGGGGAAUGUGGAAAUCGCAGAGGUGGCAUCAAAGCAUUUAUUUAAAUUGGACCCACAAAAUUCGGGAUAUUACAUAUUGAUGGCAAAUGUUCAUGCUGAUGCUGGCCAAUGGGCUAGUGCUCUAAAAGUUCGAGAAUUGAUGAAGGAAAGAGGGGUCAAGAAGUUACCAGGUUGCAGUUGGAUUGAGAUCAACGGCAUUUCUCAUAUGUUUGUUGCUGCAUAUAAAAAUCACCCAGAAUCUGCAGAGAUUUAUCUGAUGUUAAAGAAUCUUCUUCUGGAUAUGAAGAAAGAAGGAUAUGCUCCCCAACCUUAUCUUUCGGAACACCCCCAGAUUGCUAAUGUGUAGGACUUUCACAGCUUUUAGUUCGAUGAAAUUCAUAAUAUGAAGUUUAGAUCAUCUUAUACAUACCAAGAAGAAACAAUUACUUGAAUUGAAUGGCUUACCUAAUAAUUCAUUGUACAGAUAGUAUUUGGAGAUUCAAUCACAUUCCAUGCUGAUGCAUUAAUUACUAGUCGCAACUAUCAAGCAUUUUUGCAAUGAAUCGAUAAUAAGAUGAUCCAACAUGAAAGCAUUUUUGCAACUAUCAGGAAUCUCAGGAUUGAUGCUUUUCUGAACCGGUGUGCUAGCAAACUUCUAUCUGUUUAUGGAGAAGUUGAAAGUUGAAGAAAUUAAGCGUGUUGCACAGUCGAGUACCGAUACACAUCUUGACCAUCUGGUAACUUACAUAACUUUAUCUGAAACCAUUAACUCGUAUAAAGUAUAGUAAGUAUCAGAUGUCAAUUCUAGAGGUUCUAUUGGUAUGAAUGGCAAUUAACAGGGUCAGGCGUCAAGGGCAAUUCUAGGGGUCUCAGUGGAUAAAUAAAUAAGCUCAAUUUGAUUUCUGGCAUCAUGCCAAAUUCCCAUAUCAUCCUGAACUGCAGCAACCCAAGGGACAUGACCGUACCCAAAAAAAAAAAAAGAAAAAAAAAAUCCGAACAUAAUUCCCUAUAAAAACAAGUUCACGGCCCAUAGUUUUUCUCAUUCUUUUUGUGUUUCUCGUCUUGGGGGUCUCUGUUUUUGAGUUUGGAGUUGAGACAGUGUUGCGCACAAUGGACCAGAGGGUACUAGAGUUGGAGGAAGGUUGGGCAAUCGUUCAGAAGGGGAUUACGAAGCUGAUUGAUACUAUUGAAGGUAAGCCUGAAUCACCAAUAGACAUGAAGUUUGUUUCGAUCCUGCACGAAACAAUAUACACCAUGUGCACUCAGAAGUCUCCUGGUGCUGAUUAUUCUAAACAGCUCUACCAAAGAUAUGGAGGUGUUUAUGGUAAUUACUUGCAAUCAAUAGUUUUACCAGCUAUCCAAGAGAAGGACCAGAGGGUACUAGAGUUGGAGGAAGGUUGGGCAAUCGUUCAGAAGGGGAUUACGAAGCUGAUUGAUACUAUUGAAGGUAAGCCUGAAUCACCAAUAGACAUGAAGUUUGUUUCGAUCCUGCACGAAACAAUAUACACCAUGUGCACUCAGAAGUCUCCUGGUGCUGAUUAUUCUAAACAGCUCUACCAAAGAUAUGGAGGUGUUUAUGGUAAUUACUUGCAAUCAAUAGUUUUACCAGCUAUCCAAGAGAAGCAUGGUGUAUUCUUGUUAUGAGAACUCGUUAUGAGGUGGGAAACUUAUAAAGUUUUGGUAAGUAAGCUUUGGCGCAUUUUCCAUUAUCUUGAUCGUCAUUA
This is a messenger RNA of Papaver somniferum (opium poppy), 3755 nucleotides long. Its product is annotated as pentatricopeptide repeat-containing protein At4g21300-like. The transcript is spliced from 2 exons. The record is from RefSeq and is a predicted model, not a curated record. Gene Ontology annotation, molecular function: protein binding; RNA binding. The coding region runs from base 11 to 2398 and encodes 795 amino acids. Gene Ontology annotation, biological process: RNA modification. Lineage: Eukaryota; Viridiplantae; Streptophyta; Magnoliopsida; Ranunculales; Papaveraceae.